CUCAUUUCAUUCUUGGUUACCUGAAUAAGUUUUUCAGCAGAUGGAAGCCCAAAAUGCCCAAAGGAGGAGUUAUCAGGUGGUUAUAGCAGCAACGAGAGACAUGGGUAUUGGUAUAGAUAUGAAACUUCCUUGGGAUUUACCCAAUGAAUUUCAGUUUUUCCAAGAUGUAACAAGUAGGACAUCUGAUCCUCGUAAGAGGAAUGCAACUAUUAUGGGAAGAAAGUCAUGGGAAGCUACUCCUCUCGAGUUUCGUCCCCUUCCUGAUCGCCUAAACGUUGUCCUCACAAGAUCUAACUGUCACAGUAUCCCCACUGAUGAUGAUAACGUAAUGGUGUGUGGUAGCAUGGAAUCGGCUCUUGAACUUUUAGCCAAACCGCCUUAUUCAUUUUCCAUCGAGAAGGUCUUUUUCAUAGGAGGCGGCGAGUUGUUAAGGCAUUAUAUGAAUGCACCAAGCUGUGAUGCUAUCCACCUAACAGAAGUUGAUAUAACCGUGCCAUGCGACACAUUCGCACCGAGGGUGGAUACUUGUCUAUACCAUCCAUGGUACUCAUCACUUCCAGUUGUGGAAAAUGGAAUUCGAUAUUGCUUUAACACUUAUGUUCGAAGAAAAGAUCUCAUUUUUGGAUCUGGUGUGGAGGCAGAGCAAUACUCGUUCUUGCCUAAGAUGGUUUUCGAGAGGCAUGAGGAGUUUGGUUACUUGAAUCUUGUUCAAAACAUUAUAUCUAAUGGGGACAUGAAUGACAAUAAUACUCUUCUGUCGAAAUUUGGCUGUCAGUUGCGGUUCAAUCUGCGCAAGACUUUCCCCCUUCUCACAACCAAGAAAGUAUUCUGGGUAGGCGUUGUAGAAGAAAUCUUACAACUCAUCAGUGGUUCAACCUAUCCCAAGGAAAAGGGUAUUAAUCAUAUAUGGGAGAGUGAUAAGGCUAAAGAAUAUCUUGACAGUUUCGGAGUGAAUGCCACAGAGGAAGAUGGAGACCAUCCACUCUUGACUGGACUCUACUGGAGUUACUCUGAUGCUAGCCAAGAAUUCAAUCAGAUCUCUGAUGUUAUAAACAAGAUUAAGAACAAUCCUCAUGAUCGAGGGAUAACACUUUCAGCUUGUAAGUUGUCCAUAUCUCCUUGCCAAACGUUCGCACAGUUCUAUGUGGCGAAUGGUGAACUUUCCUGUCAAAUCUACCAGAGCUCAACUGAAGCAAGUCUCGGGAUUCCUUUCAGUAUCGCAGCAUACUCUCUCUUGACAUGCAUCAUGGCUCAUGUUUGCGAUGUUGUUGCUGGUGAUUUCAUCCAUUUGAUUGGAGAUGCUCAUGUUAAUACAUCUCACACCAAGGCUAUACAAAGACAGCUUCAAAUCUCCCCAAAACCCUUCCCGAUUUUGAAAAUUAAUCCGGCGAAAAAAAAGAUCGAUCACUUGGAAGCUUCUGAUUUGGAUCUCCUGGACAUAUGACCUGCUUCAUAAAGAAAUAUGAACAAUUACUACUUUAAUACUCUUCUUGUUUAGAGCAUCUAUAAAAAUACACUUUAUUUUGAAGUUUGCAAAAUUUCAUAUUUGAAGUUUAAGAGCAUGCGCAGUAGAGGUUUAGAGAAGGGGAUCGCACGCUUUACAAAAAAAAAAAUAUAUUAAAAAAAGCAAAACCGAUGAGCUCGGCUCAUCUCGCCUCUUCUGCGUGAUACCCUCUCUCCUAAAGUUCAUCACUGUAGCGCGGGCCCCACGAUACGUGGUGGCCCGCGAUUGGUCUAAAUUUUUUUUAAAAAAAAAAAUCAAAAAAAAAAAAGAAAAAAAUUUAGUAAUAAAAAAUUGAAAAGUUGAACCCCAAAGAGAGGGUUCACUGAUGCUCUUGCUCUAAAGAUAACCUUCUCCAAAAGUAAAAUUUUUAAGUUAACUUCAAAAGUAUUUAUAUUUUAUACUAUGAUAUUUAUAUUCAUGAUACUUAAUUUAAAUUUAUAAAACUGUAAAAAUAAAUAGCAUAUAUAUAAAAAUAUUAUAGCAAUAUUAAUUAAUAAACUGUUACACUAAAAUAUAAAAUUUUGCAUAAUUAAAUAUUAUAUUACAAUUAAAUACCAUAUUAUUCUAUAAAACUAUUUUCAUAAUAGCCUCAUAUAUGACCAUUUAAGAAAAAUAUCCUUAGAUAGUCAUAAAAAAAGAGUUUUUGUCACAAAUAUAUGUCAUAAAUAUUAAAAUGACCAAAAUAUUUCAUUAAAGAGCUAAAUAUACAUUUAUACCCUAGUAUUAACUAAUCUAAACUUUAGGGUUUAGAGAGUUAAGGGGUGGGUUUAAAAAUUUUAAAAAUAAAUUAUAUUUUUAUAAAACUUAUAACUUUAUUAAAAUUUAAAAUUAAAUUGAAAUAGUUAAGCCAAAUUGAAUGUACAAAUGUAAAUUAUUAUUUUUUAUAUAAAAAAUAUUAUAUGUAAAAUUAAUAUUAUGUACAUGGCGUAGGAAAACUCAUAUAAAUUAACUGGGAGAAUUUAUUGAAAUAAAGUAAAAUACAUAAUAAAUAACCAAACAAUAUUUAAAAAUUAAAGUAAACUUUUCACACGAAGCACGGAUCAACCACUAGUAUUUAUACGUAGAAGUUGUGUAGCUUAGGAGGAAGGAGACAAAAAAUGUCUUUCAGAGGAAAGGAAACUAUAAAAAUAGUAAUAAAAGCGAAAGAGAAAUAAAGAUUAAGGUAAUUUUGAAGUAAACGGAAACUUCUUAAAACAUGUAUGACCAAGAAAAACCUUUUAAAUCUACAGAAAAAGAAACUAGUUGUAUUAUGUUAAUAUAACAAAAUUAAGGUAAUUUUGAAGCAAACAGAAACUUCUAAAAACAUGUAUGACCAAGAAAAACCUUUUAAAACUACAAAAAAAAGAAACAGUAGUAUUAUGUUAAUAUAACUAAAAUUUAAUUAUAUCUAACAAACCGUUGUUUCUUUUGCGUGUUCCACACUUAAAUUGACAUGUAUAUAUAUAGACGUCGAGACUUAGCUUGCAGAGGAAAAAAGUGGUAGAAGCGAAAGAGAAACAAAGUCAAGGUACCUUUUAGUUUCGAUUCUCUUUUUUAAAUUGUCUGUUGAUCAAGAGAGGAAGAAGGCAUUCUGAAUCAUGUUAGCAAAUUUUGAGUAUUGUACGGUUUUGUGUCAAUUAAUGAAAGAUUAUGCUCCGUUAGAGAAUUUUUAGGGUUGAGCGGAAAGUGUAUUAAGUCUUUCCUCUUGCGGCUUUGUGAUUUGCUUGUGUGCUAAGUCCUCAGUACGAUUUUUUUUUUGACCAAAAAGUCCUCAGUUCGAUUAUUCAUACAUAUUUACUAGAUUUCUUUCUCUUUGUUGGAACAGGAAGAGAUGGGUACCCAGAACACUCAAACCGACAACCAGCCAACAGCUACACUUCCUACAACAUCUUGCAAAAAGCAUGUGAAUGAUGAUAAUGCCACUUUCCUUGCAAACCUCAAGGAUCGUUUCACUGAAUUGGUCAAUACCCCUAUGGAUGAACACAAGACUUGUUUCAAAAACACCAUGGACAAGGUUCUUUCUCAGUUUUCUAUAUCUCCUAAGGAUGAUGCACCUAAGAAGUUGACGAGGUGAAGGAAGUGGAGAGUCACUCGCCUCUUUAGGGCUUUAAUAAAUCAAGUUUCUUCUAUUUAUGUCUCUCGUUGAACUUCAGUAGUUCCGUUACAAAAAAAAAACUUCAGUAGUUCCAAAUUUCCUUUGCAUAACUUCUUUUACUUUUCUUGCUUAAGCUUUGAGAAGGUUAAAAGUUUCCCUUGCAUAAACAAGUUCUUAUGAUGUGCAAAACUACUCUUCAAGUGUUUGGGUACUGUUAAUACUUAAUAUAUAUUCAUAGAAUUGUCUU
Molecule: messenger RNA, 3825 nt
Organism: Brassica rapa (field mustard)
Lineage: Eukaryota; Viridiplantae; Streptophyta; Magnoliopsida; Brassicales; Brassicaceae
Product: bifunctional dihydrofolate reductase-thymidylate synthase 1
Biological process (GO): dTMP biosynthetic process; one-carbon metabolic process; tetrahydrofolate biosynthetic process
Cellular component (GO): cytosol; mitochondrion
Molecular function (GO): thymidylate synthase activity; dihydrofolate reductase activity
Source: RefSeq, a predicted model, not a curated record